AUGGCUUCAUUUACGGAUGUAACAACACUGUACACAGUUGAAAUUGACACCGUAGACUUUGACACAGUUGACUUUGACACAGUUGACUUUGACACAGUAGACUUUGACACAGUAGACUUUGACACAGUUGACUUUGACACAGUUGACUUUGACACAGUUGACUUUGACACAGUAGUCUUUGACACAGUUGACUUUGACACAGUUGACAUUGACACAGUUGACUUUGACACAGUAGACUUUGACACAGUUGACUUUGACACAGUUGACUUUGACACAGUUGACUUUGACACCGUAGACUUUGACACAGUAGACUUUGACACAGUUGACUUUGACACAGUUGACUUUGACACAGUUGACUUUGACAAUCUAAAUAUGUCGUGCUUAGUCUAUGUUAUCAUGUAUGACGCCCCUAUUGAUCUUGGUAAAGAUGAGCGAUUUGUCUUCUGCAUGUGUAAAGACAUAGAAGACAUCAUUAUUUGUGUCGGUCUGACUGUCGAGCUAAACCACCCUAACCUGGACAUAGGUCUAACUGUCGAGCUAAACCACCCUAACCUGGACAUCGGUCUUCCUGUCGAGCUAAACCACCCAAACCUGAACAUCGGUCUUACUGUCGAGCUAUACCACCCUAACCUGAACAUAGGUCUGACUGUCGAGCUAAACCACCCUAACCUGGGCAUCGGUCUUACAGUCGAGCUAAACCACCCUAACCUGGACAUAGGUCUUACUGUCGAGCUAAACCACCCUAACCUGGACAUAGGUCUUACUGUCGAGCUAAACCACUCUAACCUGGACAUAGGUCUUACUGUCGAGCUGAACCAUCCUAACCUGGACAUCUGUCUUACUGUCGAGCUAAACCACCCUAACCUUGACAUAGGUCUUACUGUCGAGCUAAACCACCCUAACCUGGACAUAGGUCUUACUGUCGAGCUAAGCCACCCUAACCUGGACAUCGUCGAGCUAACCCGCCCUAACCUGGACAUAGGUCUUACUGUCGAGCUAAACCACCCUAACCUGAACAUCGGUCUUACUGUCGAGCUAAACCACCCUAACCUGGACAUAAGUCUUACUGUCGAGCUAAACCAUCCUAACCUGGACAUAGGUCUUACUGUCGAGCUAAACCACCCUAACCUGGACAUAAGUGUUACUGUCGAGCUAAACCACACUAACCUGGACAUCGGUCUAACUGUCGAGCUAAACCGCCCUAACCUGGACAUAGGUCUUACUGUCGAGCUAAACCACCCUAACCUGGACAUAGGUCUUACUGUCGAGCUAAACCACCCUAACCUGGACAUAGGUCUUACAGUCGAGCUAAACCACCCUAACCUGGACAUCGGUCUAACUGUCGAGCUAAACCACCCUAACCUGGACAUCGGUCUAACUGUCGAGCUAAACGACCCUAACCUGGACAUAGGUCUUACUGUCGAGCUAAACCACCCUAACCUGGGCAUAGGUCUUACUGUCGAGCUAAACCACACUAACCUGGACAUAGGUCUUACUGUCGAGCUAAACCACCCUAACCUGGACAUAAGUGUUACUGUCGAGCUAAACCACACUAACCUGGACAUCGGUCUUACUGUCGAGCUAAACCACCCUAACCUGGACAUAGGUCUUACUGUCGAGCUAAACCACCCUAACCUGGACAUAAGUGUUACUGUCGAGUUAUCCAGUCUUGUCUGUCUUGCAUAUAUGAUGAUGUUGAUGUUGCAGGUUUAA
Pecten maximus is the source of this 1713-nucleotide messenger RNA. RefSeq lists its product as uncharacterized. The record is from RefSeq and is a predicted model, not a curated record. The transcript is spliced from 4 exons. The coding region runs from base 1 to 1713 and encodes 570 amino acids. Lineage: Eukaryota; Metazoa; Mollusca; Bivalvia; Pectinida; Pectinidae.